CAUGAGGUUCGAUGACUCGGUCUGCUAAGGGCAGUUUCGAAGUGACGGGAUGUUAAAAUUGGAAUUAAUACGUCAGUAAUUUGUAUGAUUCGAAAGAAGUGUGAUCAUCUAGUGAGGGUGAUCAAAAUUCUAGAUCUUGCUGAGCCUGUUAUGGGAUUGCCAUCACAAUGACGGUCGACUUCAGUGAUUACUUCUGGGGGGAGAAAAACAAUGGGUUUGAUGUUCUGUACCACAACAUGAAAUAUGGCCUCACUGCAAGUAAGGAGUUUGCAGAUUUCCUGCGUGAAAGAUCAUUAAUUGAGGAAAACAACUCUAAGAUGCUUGCAAAACUUGCUAAGCAGGCUGGAACAGGAUGCAUCAAUGGAACAUUUGCUCCAGUAUGGCAAGUUUUGCGUACAUCUGCAGAAAAGUUACUCACACUUCAUGUUCAAAUGGUUCAGAAAGUGUCAGAACUGGUAAAAGAGGUGACAAAAUAUGCUGAUGAUCUGCAGAAAAAACACAAACAGGUGAAAGAAGAAGAAGGUGGAACAUUAGAAGUUGUACAAGCAAUCCAAGCAACAACUCUUACAUUGCAAAAGGUUAAAGAUUCCUACUUACAAAAGAGCCAGGAAUUAGAUCGAUUGCGUAAAGAAAAUGCAUCACCACGUGAUUUAGAAAAGGCAGAGGUGAAACUUCGUAAGGCACAAGAAGAAUACAAGGCUCUUGUUGAAAAGUAUCAUGUUAUCAAAGAAGAUUUUGAGAAAAAGAUGAUUACGGCCUGCAAGAAAUUUCAAGAUGUUGAGGAAUCACAUUUAAUUCAAAUGAAAGAUUUCUUAUACACUUAUGCUGAAUUAUUGCAACAAAACCAUGAAUUGAUUGGUCAGGUUCACCUAGAUUUUAAGAGACAGUGCCUAGAAAUGACUGUGGACAAAUUGUUAGAACAAUUUGUUCUUGGGAAAUACACAGGAUUAGAAAAACCUGGCAUCAUCGAUCUUGAAGACUUAAAUAUUCUCAAUACUACACCUUCUUCGUCCAGUAGCCAGCUCAAGAAUGUUGUAGGGGAUAGUUCUGAUAAGGACACAAGCAGUAAGGACGACGGCAAUAAGAGUUGGAAGCGUGAAGGUAAUGUGGAUAAUAUUGGACAGCCUCCUGGGCAGCCUCCAGGCCAACCACUGGGCAACUCGCAGGCCAAACCUUCCCGACGCACCACCUCCCUCCUGAACCUCUUCAUGUCUAAUUCACAGGGCAGCAAGGAGAGUAGCGGGCAUCCCGACGGCGGAGGGCCCGGGGCAGGGGGGAGUCAGGGCGCCGAUGUGGCCACCCCGACAUCCGCCCCUACCAGCCCCGGUGCCGAUGCUGGUAUCACCACGCUCGCUCGCAACCCUUUGCGCGGAUCCAAAUGCGAUGGAGUCUCUCCUACGGCAAAUCGAUCUCCGGUCUCCAGCCUCUCAUCCUGGACGACAGGGUUCCUUAGGAGUCGCAGGGACAAACGCAAAGAAAAAAAAGCAAAGAAGAAGAAGGAUGGUAGCACAGACAAUGCAAGUCAGAAGUCAGAUGGUGAGGACAAAUCUGGUACUCCCACUCCUGAAGUUGAUGAUGAAGGGUACAAUGUACGACCGAAGAGUGAUACAUGGGAAAAUGAUAAGGGCUCAUUUUACUCAAGUUCGGACUCAGAUUCAGAGGAUGAACGGGAAAGGAAAAUCCACGUUGAAAUCAAACCAUUAAGUAAUGGUGCUGCUCCCAUGAGUGCUAGUGUAGAUGAACUUCGGGCCACUGUGGGCAACCUGUCAAUAUCUCCCAUUGGGGCCACUAUGGGAAGGAGAGGAUCUACAGCCGAGACAGAUUUGCACAUGAAACGUUCUCAGUCUGUGUCUCAACAGUUAGGGAAGCCCAGCAGUGAUUUAUUGGGGCUGAACCUUUUCCAAAGUCCUACAACAUCUGCAGCAUCGACUCCCACUGGCAGUGGCAAUCACCCCUAUGCCCCUCUCACCAGCCCUCCGCCACCGGGUGGCUCACCAGCUACAGCGUCGCCUUCAGCAAAAUAUGCAGAUCUGGGAGAAUUGCUGGCCGAAGUUGAAACACAGCCAGCCCUUCCCCCAAAACAAUCAAGGCAGGGUACUGCUGGUGGUUCUUCCAUAGCCAUACCAAGGCCGCCUUCAAGGCGUGGAGAGGGGCCCGCACCGAGGGGCCGAGUGAGUCCAGGUCCAAAUGCUCUCUCCAUGUCCCGAGCAGACAGUGUUGCAAGUUUAGAGUUCAGAGCCGCCGGUGUAGCUGUGGGCUCGUCUCGAGGCCCAUCUCCAUUGACUAUUGGAAUGACAGAUACUAUACCUUUGGCAGUGGCUUUCCAUGAAAUCGUUCAUUCAUAUUUCCGAGGCACGGACGAAACCAGGUGUCAAGUGAAAAUGUCAGGGGACAUGAUGCUUUCAUUCCCAGCUGGAAUAGUUGCUGUUCUUGCAAACAAUCCAAGUCCUGCUCAACUAACUUUUCGAAUAAAAAAUACACAACGUAUUGAGAAUGUUCUCCCCAACAAACAGUUAGUUCAUAUUGAUACGGCCCAAUCAAAUACUGACAGCAUGGUUUUUGAGUUUAAUAUGAGUUCUCUCACUGGUCUUCUUCGCCGACAAGCUGACCAAAACCCCACUGCGUCAUAUUUCAACGUGGAUAUUUUAAAAUAUCAAGUUAAGCCAAAGAGCGGAGCAGGAUCAUGCCCAUUCCACUUAGUUGCAUACUGGAAGUGUGAGCCUACUCAUACUGACCUAAAAGUGGACUACAAGUAUAACAGCCAUGCAAUGGCUGCUCCGUCCCCUCUUCUAAACCUUACUGUAGCUGUGCCUGUGGAUGGUGGAGUCACAAGUCUACAGUCAAAACCAUCUGCGCAAUGGUUAGCUGAAAGUCACAGAGUUAUAUGGAAGUUUACUGAGUUGUCCCAACAUAGUGAAAAUCAUGGAGUUGGUUCAUUGAGGGCUCGCCUAGAAGUGACAAAUGGACCAAGUCAACAAGGCACAAUUGCUACUCAAUUUAAUUGUGAAGGGACCACACUUUCUGGCCUAGAAUUAGAGCUUGUUGGCUCUGGCUAUCGAUUGUCUCUGGUGAAAAGAAGAUUUGUAUCAGGGAAAUACAUAUGUGAUGGUGAUCCUGACAACAGAUCAAGGUAUGCUGCUCCGCCUGGCAGUUAAUAUAGGCUUAUGGCAUAUAUUCUCCCUCCCGUUAACCUCAUGGACUGAGCUGCUGGUGUUAGAGCCUAAUUAAACUUUGUAUUCCUCACAAAAUUUGUGAUAAUCUUCGAAAUAGAAAUGCUCACUGUGUUACAUUUUUGAUGAUAUUUUCUUGUAAGAAAGUGAAUAUUUGGUGAUGGAGAAUGAAAUGAAAUUUAGUGGGCAGAGUGCUUGUUUAGUAUCAGGAUAUGCUUUUUUAAAUCUGAUAUGAAAUUUUAACACGGUCUUGUGAGCUGUGAAUAUUAUUCUCAAAUGUUAAUCAUACAUUUUUAGUUAUUGCAAUAUAUUUAAUGUUUGUUAAAAUUAUUUUGAAGAGAUCAUCUUCAGCAAAUUUGUUCACCAAACAUUUUUGUAGUAUCACAGCCAUUGCAAUAUUUUGUGUAAAACUGAAAAUUAAGGUGACUUUUCUAGCAGGUACAUUUUUAUGCCAUUUAUAGCAAUGUUUAAGCUUGGAUGAUGAAGAUUGAGCAGUACUGGUACAGAACGUGACUUGUUCAUUUCCCUUUAUCAUAUUAUGAAACAAUUUAAAACAUAUUUGCUAGGUAAGUGCGGUAUUUGCUCAUAGGCAUUCACAUUUCGAGUUACCAUUGAGUCUGAUUCUUUCUAAAAUUAUGGCCAUGAUCGAAGAAAUCAUUUACUUUGUAUUUGAUUUGUUACGGCCAAACCUUGUUUGGCUACACUUUACAACCGAAGCUAAUGUUAAUUUUAGUAAUAACUUUACCUACCACAGAAUCAUUUUGUUGAAAGUUGGGAGCUCAGUUGACUUGGUUUUACACAUGAAGUGUUCAAAGAACUGUUGACAAUAUUGUGAAAUCGAACUCUUUGUUGUUUCUUGUUCAAAGAUAAAAAUUGCACCAUGUUGUUUGGGGCAUUGUUUCUGUCCACGCUGUUAUAAUGAAUAAUUCUUUAAUAUGUUGAUAGAUUUAUUGUAAAUCAUACUAUGAAGAUAAAAAAUAUGUAAGUGUAAAUAUAUAAAUAUAUAUAUCUGUAGAAGUAUUAAAAUGUAAGUAUGUUAUAUCUGUUUUUUAAUAAGUAAGAAGGUGUAUUUUUUUGUCAGUACAUUGGUGUUAGGACUGAACGUCACGGAAGAGUUUCUUGGGAUGUUCAACGCACAGCUCGCAACAUGUGCAUUAACACGUUCCAGGUCACUUUUAACAGUUCUUCGUAACAAAGAUCCAAUCCAUUAUGCCCUCAACCAUUUCAGGUACUUUAUUUUUAUGUUGUACCUAACAGUCACUUAGUUAGAGGGUUAGUUCUUCAUGUGCAACUUUAAAGCAUCAUUUUUGUUUUUAUUUGAUGUGUUUGUCCCUGUAAGUUAUGAUUUUAUCCCAUGUUUCCUAACAAACAAGCAUGCAAUGGACCUCAAAAACAUUGUUUUGCCUUCUGCCUGCUGUGGCAGCUUGUCCGCCUAUUAUUUCAAGCAGCAUUCAGCUCUACUUACAUGAGUACUGUACAUACUGUGUACUCUUGUGUGGUAUAUCUCAGAGACUCAGUCACUUUGUAUUCAUAUCUCCUCUAUCAGGUUAUGAUUCUUCAACUGACUGAACUGCCGUUACCAAAUGUGCACAUGAAGAGCCCAUUCCUCAGUAUUCUCUACAUUGUUAGUCUAAGUUAAUCUUAUGUUCAGUUACAUGUUAAAAAUGAGAAGUGCCAAUUUGCUUUUUUACAGACGUUUUGUUCUUUUCUACAUAUGGGCUUAUUUUUUUAUAAUUACCAUACCAGUCAUCUUGUGAUGCAUGCACACUUUUAUGAUUAUUGUCUUGUUUUGUAUAGCAGCCUAUGUGGAAAGGUCUUCAAAGCAUUGUGGCAUUCUAUAUUUUGUAGUUUAGUCACCAAAGAUAAAUUGUUUUAAAUAGAACAUUUCACCUUUUAUACAGGUUAUGUUGAACUUGUUUCCUGAAAAACAGAACAUGUCUUACACACACCAUUCCUUGAUUAUUGUGGUUUUAGACUGAUUUAGGCCUGUCAAUUUUAGACUUUUUCUCUUUGUUCAAUGGUGUUGUGUAAUCAGUGAGUCAUUGUGUUCAUAGAUCAUUGUUGCAAUGUAUUUUCAUAUUAUCGAUUGUCUUAGAUAGUCAAACCAUUAUGCCGCUACUUUUGGAAGCAAUAUUAGUGAGAAAUUACGUAUCAACUUUUGUAGAGCCCAUUACUGCCUAAAGUAGGUGCACUACGUUAACUGUAACCUGCUGAGCAUGAAAGAGGACAUUAAAUUUCUGCAUUUUGUUUGUCAGUUUAAUUUCUGGUCUAAUGUGGUAUGUGGAGAUUAUUUAAGGUGCCGCCAAAAUGUCAAUCAUCCCCCAGUAACUCGUGGUGACGGGUCUGAUGCACGAUAGUGAUCAUCAUGUGGUCGCCACCAAAUCAUUGAUUUAUUUGGCAUUGGACACAUCAGCAGAAAUGCAUCUAUAUUAGUUAAAUAAAAAAUAUAAAUAUUUUUAUAUAAGCAGAAUUUGGUUAUAUGCCACCAUCUUGGCCUCAUUUGAAGUAAGGUCCAAGUGCAAUGAAGUAUUAUGAUUAUCUUUUAUCCUCAAUGUAUCAUGUUCUAAAUCUCUUUCAAUGAAAUGGUUGAGUUUGAAGUUGAGUUUUGGAUCUCACUUUGAUCUACUUGGCCUGCUGUAAGUUAUGUUUGCAGUCCUUGCUACUUCCAAAUACUGCAGCUGGUCUAAUACGAAUUGCCCAGGGUGUUUUUCACUAGCUUCUACAGGGCUUCUCUGCUUAUUUUGUGGGAGUUUGGGAAAAUGCUUCUACCUAUCUCUGUGUUAAAUUAUUGUUUAUGCCUAAUGUCUUUCUGCUACCUCAUACUUUAAGCAAAGUUGAUUUUGUAAGGUUUUUACACUACCACUGAUACUAUUUGCUGUUUUAAAAUUGUAGAAUUGUUUUACUCUUACCUCUUCUGCCUUUUGACUUAGAUAUGUAUUUUAAAAUAUUUUGCUGUGGAAGGAAGGAGGAGGAAAGACAGAAUUUUUAAACUAGAACAUUUACAGUGCACUUUUCACUUUUCAUCAAUUUCUCAUUUAGCAUCAGUGAUAGGUGAUAAGGGAUCAAUAAUGGCUAGGGACAACUUUUCUUUCUUUUAAAGACCGAUCUCGUUCAGAGAUCAUGAAAUGAAUCUCAACAAACACACAUCUUUCAGGAACCUCAAAGCCUUUAUUACUGUAAUUUUUCCUCUUUAUAGUAUUUUUUUUUUCACGUACUUUUAGUAAUGAGAAGUAGUCAUGAAAAACAACUUAUGGAAAUGAAACUCAGGAGCAAAGAUUGAAGAAGAGUGGAAGCUUGAAACCGCUAAUCUAAUUACUGUAUAAGAUGUGCAAAGAUCAGUGCAAAAAUCAUAAUUCCUAGUUGUGAUUUCUAUUAAGAAGAAACUAGGGAACUGAAUGUGAUUUUUUUAGUCCAAGCUCACUGCCAGUUCAUUUUUGACUGGGGUGCCAACGAUUGGGCUUCCACUCUGCCUUGGGCAAAGACCUUUGUUUGUUUGAAGCAUGUAUUUUCUUUGAAUAUGUAUGGAAACAAAUAUUGUUUUAAUAAACAUGGUUAUAAUAA
This is a messenger RNA of Thrips palmi, 6731 nucleotides long. RefSeq names its product F-BAR domain only protein 2. NCBI's taxonomy places the organism in Eukaryota, Metazoa, Arthropoda, Insecta, Thysanoptera, Thripidae. The transcript has 19 exons. The record is from RefSeq and is a predicted model, not a curated record. Gene Ontology annotation, cellular component: cytoplasm; clathrin-coated pit; clathrin-coated vesicle. Gene Ontology annotation, biological process: clathrin-dependent endocytosis; clathrin coat assembly. The coding region runs from base 168 to 3155 and encodes 995 amino acids.